AUGUGCAUUCCAUCAGAGGAACUAGUACAAGCUUCAGCAGGGGUCGUGGAGGUAGAUAUCGGGAAUGCCCAAGUGUUGGGCUCGACACCACCAGUUCCACCUGCAACCUCAGCCCCAGUUGGCACUGCUCCUGCCCGGAACACUCCAGCUCCAGAGCCGGCGACAACUUCUGCUUGUGCCCCUACCCCACCGUUUCAGUGCCUCAAGAGGAGGAUGGAUCCUCUUCUUUGCUUUAUCUUUUCUCCUGAGAAGAGAAGGAAAAAACCUCUAAAUACUUCCCUCGCCGAGAUGAUAUGUGGAUUGCACAUGGAUCUGAGGGAUAUUGGCGCUGAGGAGUAUUAA
Ilex paraguariensis (yerba mate) is the source of this 342-nucleotide messenger RNA. The record is from the annotation of a GenBank genome assembly. NCBI's taxonomy places the organism in Eukaryota, Viridiplantae, Streptophyta, Magnoliopsida, Aquifoliales, Aquifoliaceae.